Molecule: messenger RNA, 537 nt
Organism: Protopolystoma xenopodis
Lineage: Eukaryota; Metazoa; Platyhelminthes; Monogenea; Polystomatidea; Polystomatidae
Source: the annotation of a GenBank genome assembly
AUGGGCUUCACUUUGCCCAUGGGACAUUUGGGACAAACGUCUGGACAUGGACUCUUCUGUGAUGGCAGUGAUGACUCUGCUGCCGCGCUGUCAGCCCUUUGGCCUUUGUCGAGCCGAGCGUCCGGUCUCUAUCAGACCGGACACCCAACUGUUGUAAGUAUGUUGGUCCGAUUGGCAGCACAUACGCGGACAAGUGGGCCGCAGUUGAAGAGCUUUGCUGUAGCGUUGUCACGACGGCCGCGUCUGCCUCUCAACACCGAUCCACCUAUUCACUCCGUCCCUCUCCACUCUCCUCCACAGUCCUCGCCUCCACAUUUACCUUCACCUCAUUCCGCCCCUGUCCAGACGUCUUGGGCGAAACAGCACAGGCUCUGCAAUGUUGGCGCACUCGAGCUGCCCCCCAGUUGCCAUGCCACCGUGUCGUCAUGUCCUCGUUGUUGCUCCAUUCGCCCAGCUCUGGUGGACGUCCGGUUGGAGCCAGUGCCAUGGCCUGAGUUCCGGCGAAUCGACUGCUCACUUCCAAGGCAGAGUUGGUAG